GUUCCAAGCUCUCGUCGAGUGAACUUCUUGUGACUUCUGUUCGUCAACUUCGAAACCGAUUUAUCAAAGAUGUCUGGACGCGGAAAGGGAGGAAAAGUUAAGGGAAAGGCGAAGACACGUUCCAACCGUGCUGGGCUUCAGUUCCCAGUGGGACGUAUCCACCGUCUGCUGCGCAAAGGGAACUACGCCGAACGCGUUGGCGCUGGAGCUCCUGUCUAUUUGGCCGCCGUGAUGGAAUAUCUGGCCGCCGAAGUGCUCGAGUUGGCCGGCAAUGCUGCCCGUGACAAUAAGAAAACGAGGAUCAUUCCGCGUCAUCUGCAGCUGGCCAUCCGCAACGACGAGGAGCUGAACAAGCUUCUGUCUGGCGUCACCAUUGCCCAAGGCGGCGUCCUGCCCAACAUUCAGGCAGUGCUGCUGCCCAAGAAGACCGAGAAGAAGACAUAAAUCGCCAAAUCAAAUUGCAACCCGUUUUCACGAUAAAAAAAACCGCCCUUUUCAGGGCGACAAACAAAUUUCAUAAAGAAUUUGCAAAUGAAUCUUUCAUAAAAUCCCCAAUCUUAUCUCAAA
Phlebotomus argentipes is the source of this 567-nucleotide messenger RNA. Its product is annotated as histone H2A. Gene Ontology annotation, molecular function: DNA binding; protein heterodimerization activity; structural constituent of chromatin. The transcript has a single exon. Lineage: Eukaryota; Metazoa; Arthropoda; Insecta; Diptera; Psychodidae. The coding region runs from base 70 to 444 and encodes 124 amino acids. The record is from RefSeq and is a predicted model, not a curated record. Gene Ontology annotation, cellular component: nucleosome.